Molecule: messenger RNA, 555 nt
Organism: Rhinocladiella mackenziei CBS 650.93
Lineage: Eukaryota; Fungi; Ascomycota; Eurotiomycetes; Chaetothyriales; Herpotrichiellaceae
Exons: 1
Coding region: 1-555 (184 amino acids)
Molecular function (GO): FMN binding
Source: RefSeq, a predicted model, not a curated record
AUGGAGGAAUACGCUAUCAACAAGGUCCAUCGCUUGCUGGAACCUGGUCCCGUUGUGCUAUUAACAACUAGAGGGAAAGAUGGCACAACUAAUAUUAUGACUGUCGGCUUCCACAUGGCCGUCCAGCACGAACCGCCUCUCCUUGCUGUCAUCGUAGGGCCUUGGGAUCAUAGUUUCAACGCCUUACGCGCUACUAAAGAAUGUGUCAUUGCCAUCCCCACAGUUCAGCUGGCCAAUACCGUUGUUGAUAUUGGCAACUGUUCGGGUGCAGUCGUAGACAAGUUUGAAAAAUUUGGGUUAUCGGCCGUCUCGGGCAGUGAGGUUGGAGCACCUCUAGUCAGUGAAUGUCAAGCCAACAUUGAGUGCCGAGUCGCAGACAUUCGGAUGGUCUCAAAAUUCAACAUGUUCAUCCUCGAAGCUGUUAAGGCAUGGCUUACUCCUGAACUUCAGGGGCAUCAAACAAUACAUCACCGGGGCGAUGGAACUUUUGUUGUUGAUGGUCAAGUUAUCAACCUGCAGGAACGGAUGACCAAGUGGAAAGAGUACCAAGAUUAG